Messenger RNA from Diorhabda sublineata, 2583 nucleotides. RefSeq lists its product as uncharacterized. The record is from RefSeq and is a predicted model, not a curated record. Bases 181 to 1005 code for a protein of 274 amino acids. The transcript has 6 exons. Lineage: Eukaryota; Metazoa; Arthropoda; Insecta; Coleoptera; Chrysomelidae.
AUUUCUCUUCGACGCUCGUCCCGACGCAGACGUCCGCCGGUGUACAUUUCGAAGCGCUUUUCGCGGGGAAAUUCGAGAUAUCGAAACUAUAUAGUUUUUACUGGAUUUAUUAACGUUUAUAAUAUGAGAUUAUUAACAUAAAUUGACACUACAGUGAUGUGAUUUAGUUGAGCUGGAAAUAUGAACACACUGUGGGUUUUAGAAGUGAUUUUUAUAUCUAUUUUAUUUGGAGAAGUUUUGUGCCUAAAAAACGUCCUGUUGACAAUCAAUCCUCGAGUGGUGCAACGGGGAUCAAGUUCUACGCUACACUGUUCUUAUCAUCUCCAAGACGAAGCGUUAUAUUCAGUAAAAUGGUAUAGAGGGCGUUACGAAUUCUACCGCUUCACGCCUAGCGAAGAACCCAACAGCAAAAAAAUUUUUAGUUUCAAAGGAAUAAAUGUAGAUAAAAGCGCAUCGACUUCACAACAAGUCGUUCUUCGCGAUAUCGAUUUCAAUUUAUCUGGAAACUUCACGUGUGAAGUAACAACAGAUGCUUCACAUCCAACAACUGGAUUCGAUACGAAAGCUAUGUUAGUAGUUCAAAUACCCGAGUUUUCUCCAACAAUUAGCGUGUCUGGUGAACCGUUAGACUACGGGGAUAUAUUAAGGGCUAAUUGUUCCUGUUCACCCUCACGUCCAAAAACAGAAUUGACAUUUCUACUUAAUAAUCAAACGGUAGCUAAGAGCGAACCUUUACAACCCCACCAAUACCACGAAUACGCGUGGAGCGAUCUCCAUUUAGAAAUCCAAUUGGAGGAACAACAUUUCGACGAUGGUAGAUUGAUACUCCGAUGCGUCGCCGUCAUCGAAAGUGUUUAUCACAAAGAGGCUGUGCUCAAAUUAGGAAGUGUACGUGAUCCCGUCCCAGAAAGAGUUAGUGCGUACAAUAAAGCGACCGCAACUUCACAUCUUCUCAAAUUACAUACAGUGGCGAUUGUCAAUAUUUUAUUAUUAGCUUUAAGUUAAAAUGAUUCAAUAAAAAUGUCGAGGUGAUUCUUCAACUGUGUUUUCUAAUAUAGAUCUGAAAGGUAUUCACUUCAUCUGUACGUAGAAAUAAUCCAUUCGAGUCCUGAAAGACUAAAUAAAUUUGUGUUUAUUGUCAACAAUUGUCAGGGAAAAUUGUUUGGAAAGUGAAGUAAAUCAAAAAAUUUGUCUAAGCGUAUUUUCCAUGCAAACAUGGUUUAACAGUAGUCUUGGUGAACAGGAAAUAAGUACAAAGGCGGUUUGAUGCUAUUCCAGUAUCUUUUCAACGAGUAGACAAGAUUCUAGAAAGUCCUCGAACAGUUUGCAAGUGACUUGUCUUUAUAUCCUUUAGAAACAAUGGUAGACUUUUUAAAUUUGUUAUAUUUCCACCAUUAUCAGCAAAUAAAGUGACUGAAAUUCGCUUCUGGAAAUGUAAUUUUUAGGAUUCGGAAUCUUCAAAAAUUCUGCAAUCGUCCCUCCUCUUGGCUUUAUAUUAUUACUCCAACUCUUUUGUGGUCGACGUUGUUUUUUACGCUGUGAUAACCAUUCGCGUGAUAUUUUCUUUUUUUCCUCGCUCUAAUAGUGUUUUUUCCGAGACUUUCUAAGAAUUUUCAUUUCUGUCCAAGAGUUAUUUCGUUUUUGACGUUUCUUGUCUGGUUUUUGAUGUUUAGGUCAUUAAAAAUCUGAUUGUACUUUUGUUUCUCUGUGUGAUUUCUCUGUCAUCCAUUCCGUAACUUUUGCCCAACCGUUUUUUAUGAUUUCAUCCAUCAUUAUGUUGAAUAAAAUGGAACUAAAACGCUACGAUCGCGUUCUGGGCAUGUGGAAUGGAUAUCGUGUUUACCUAGGGGGCUUCAUCGAAGAUUCCUUCAGAUGAUAUAGGACUCUUGAAGAUCUAGUGGAGCCUCCGCCUUACGUAUAUACAAUUCUUAACUAAAAGAGUAUCUAUGGAGAAAGAUGGAAGCAUUUGGCUUGAGGUAUAACAUAGAAAUUUGUAUCAAUACGACUGGGAUUAUCCAAGACGUCGUUACCAUUCCAAAGGCGUUGCGGAUCCAAAUCGUCGUUGUUGUUUGGAGGAGGAAGAAGCUUUAGAAGCAUUACUGUUUACCUAAAAAAUUAAACUGUGGUGGUAGGUUCAUGAGCCACUAAAUAGUUUGAAGUUGAACUUUUGCAAUGUUGUCAUUUCUCUAGUUUCGAUUUAAAUGCUACAAUUUUCCUUAUUUCUGAAUUUUUAUGAUAAAAUUAUCACAUUUUCAUGACAAAAGAAAAUAUAAUUUAGAAUAUAAAUGAGACCGACAGGGAAAUAUAUCAUUAUACAAUUUUCUUUAGAGCGUUAUAAAAUUUCGUUGUUGAAUAAUGUCUAGUUAUUAUAACAGUUUCGUAGUUUGUUUUUUCUAGCAAAAAACUUCAUUAAUUAAAAAUAUCUUGAGGAAAAUGCUGAAUAUUCAUAUACAUGUUGGUAGAAGUGAAUAUUUUACACAUCUAAUAUAAAUUUUAGUUUUUAAUAUCGAAGAGUUUGUUAUAAAUAUGUUAUGAACCAAAACAAAUUAUUGUUUGUUUCCGAAAAUAAAUUUUUACGAAUUA